Molecule: messenger RNA, 1976 nt
Organism: Bufo gargarizans (Asiatic toad)
Lineage: Eukaryota; Metazoa; Chordata; Amphibia; Anura; Bufonidae
Product: monocarboxylate transporter 4-like
Exons: 5
Coding region: 175-1596 (473 amino acids)
Biological process (GO): transmembrane transport; monocarboxylic acid transport
Cellular component (GO): membrane
Molecular function (GO): monocarboxylic acid transmembrane transporter activity
Source: RefSeq, a predicted model, not a curated record
GCUCCAUAUCCCACCGGCCGGGAGAUGCUCACAUCAUCAGUGACCUUCAGCCUCCGGUGUAGGUGACAGGCGGUGACGUCACGGGAGGACGUGCGGAGUUAAAGCUCCCAGAGGCGGCGGAGCAGCGGGGAGACGAGCGGCGCCUUCUGCACCAGGUGGACAGAAUAGUGCACCAUGGGAGCGGUGGUUAUAGAUGACAAUCCGUCCACAGUCAAGGCUCCGGAUGGUGGUUGGGGAUGGGCCGUUCUCUUUGGCUGUUUUGUCAUCACCGGAUUCUCCUACGCUUUCCCGAAAGCAGUCAGUGUAUUCUUCAAGGAGCUCAUCAGAGAGUUUGGCAUUGGUUACAGUGACACGGCAUGGAUAUCCUCUAUCCUACUGGCUAUGCUCUAUGGAACAGGUCCUCUCUGUAGUAUCUGUGUGAACCGGUUUGGGUGCCGGCCAGUAAUGAUGGUUGGUGGUCUAUUUGCCUCAUUUGGGAUGGUGUGUGCAUCGUUUUGUACAAACAUCAUAGCAAUCUACUUCACAGCCGGAGUCGUCACAGGCCUCGGACUGGCAUUGAAUUUCCAGCCUUCACUCAUCAUGUUAAAUCGAUACUUUGACAAACGCCGUCCACUGGCCAAUGGAUUGGCGGCUGCUGGAAGCCCGGUGUUCCUUUGUGCCCUGUCUCCUUUAGGGCAGAUUCUCCAGCAUGAGUUUGGCUGGCGAGGAGGCUUUCUUAUAUUAGGAGGCCUGCUCCUUAACUGCUGUGCAUGUGGUGCCCUGAUGAGGCCACUAGAACCACCAAAUAAACAAAAAGAAGAGACCAAAGAAGUAGUAAAGCCCAAACCUAAAAAACUGCUUGACUUCUCUGUGUUCAAGGACCGUGGAUUUGUUAUCUACACUAUAGCUGCUUCUAUUAUGGUUCUAGGGCUUUUUGUACCUCCGGUAUUUGUGGUGAGCUAUGCAAAAGACCUUGGGAAUGAAGAUACAAAAGCCUCUUUCCUUCUCUCCAUUCUUGGGUUUGUUGACAUCUUUGCACGGCCCACCUGUGGUAUCAUCGCUGGGCUGAAAUGGGUUCGACCACGCUGCGUCUACCUGCUCGGCUUCGCCAUGAUCUUUAACGGAUUCACUGAUCUGAUGGGAUCCAUGGCGGACACAUACGCAGGCCUGGUGGUGUUCUGCAUCUUUUUUGGAAUUUCAUAUGGGAUGGUCGGUGCCUUACAGUUUGAGGUCCUCAUGGCAAUUGUUGGCACACACAAGUUCUCCAGUGCUAUUGGAUUAGUUCUUCUGGCAGAAGCAAUAGCUGUCCUUAUUGGACCACCAUCAGCAGGUAAACUUUUGGAUGCAACUGGAAGAUACAUGUUCGUGUUCCUUAUCGCCGGGGUAGAAGUGGUCACGUCUGCCUUAGUUUUAACCUGUGGCAAUUUCUUCUGCAUUAAGAAAAAGCCUGAAGAACCUCAUUGUAUAGAGGAGUCUGCAGAAAUUGGGGAGAUCGAAAAACUAAAAGAUAAAUCGCCCCAGGGUGAGAAGGCAGAACCUGCCGAGGUGGAACAGUUCAUGAAAGAAGCAGAGACUGACAAAAAUGGUGACUUAACUAAUCCAGAAACCAGUGUGUGAAGGAUGACUGGACGCAGAUUUUAUUUAUAGGAUUAGCAUCAGGGCUGUGCCAAUUAUUGAUCACUCCAAACCAAACCACACAUGCAUAAGUCAGAGCAAAAAGUCACCUGACAGCUGAAACUGUUAUAUAUUAUUGUGAACUGUUGUAUCGACCCAUCACGCUUAGAUUUGGCGUCACACAGUUUAGAUUUUAAAGUGUUUUUUUUUUUUUUUGUCCACUGUACAUUUAUUGUUUUAUAUUUAUCAUUUUAUUUAUGACGUCUCUUUAUAAACUUUUAUUUGACAUUUGCAUUUUUGCUGUAUUUGGUAUUGCACUGAGAAAUGAGUAAAUUAUACGUACAUUUAAACAUAUAACUUUUUAAUAAAAGAAAUGUUCUGGA